Molecule: messenger RNA, 1526 nt
Organism: Paramecium primaurelia
Lineage: Eukaryota; Ciliophora; Oligohymenophorea; Peniculida; Parameciidae
Source: the annotation of a GenBank genome assembly
AUGUUAUCUUUUUAAUCAUCAGGAUCAUCCAUCAUCUAAAAAACAAUGUCUAAAAUUGAAGAAAGCUUUUUGGAAGUAGGGAAUGAAAUAGAAGUAUUCUUAUAUUUCAUAUUACUUUUUAGACAGGUUUCUCUAGAAUUGAUGAGUUAAUUGAUUCAUUACUUCAUAUACCUUUUACAUGUAAGACUAAUUCAACAGAAUCACAUAUUGAACUACCUUAGAUAAAUUAAAUCAAUAUAUCAGAAAUUAACUAUUCAUCAUAGAUAAUUGAAAGUGUGACCCCUUUGAUAAAGUAAAUUAUCAAAGAAGAAAUUGAAAUUGUUUAAAAAAAUUUGAAAAUAAAUAACUAAUAAAAACUAUGUUAUGAGAAGGAAAAAAUGAAUUAAUAGAAAAACAUUGUAAAAGAAGUAAUUGAUUCUUAAGAAUUUAAAAUAAUACAAUCUAAUACUAUUUCUAUUGAAGGAGGUUAAGAAAUUAAUUUGUAGUAAUAAAAAUAAGUAAUAUAAAUAGGAAGUGAAUAGAAAUAAUUGGAAUAAGAUUAGUUGAUGAAUGAUUAAUAAGUUGAAGUUAAACUAAUUGAUGAUUCAAAUUCAUAGACUUCAUAAUGUUAUGCAAUAGUAUUUGAUAAAAAUGGAUCAAUUAUGAUUUCAACUUGUAUUAAUCAUAUUAAAAUAUGGAAUUUUGAUUAAGGAAUAUUGAAAUUAACUACUUCAUAUCAAAAACAUACAGAUGCUGUUAAUUGUUUAGUUUAUAGUAAACAAAACAAUUACUUUAUUUCAGGUUCACGAGAUAAAACUAUUAUCUGUUGGCAAUAAAUUAAUCAAAAAGAAUGGAUUUGUUCAUAACCAUACUAAAAACAUGAUGAAUGGGUUAAUUGUUUAAUGUUAAAUAAAUAAGAAGAUCAACUUAUUUCAGGAGGAGGUGAUAAAAAAAUAAUAGUUUGGUAGGUAAAUUUUAUGAAGAAUGAGUUGACUUUUCUGUAUUCUUUAGAUAAACAUGGAAAUAGUGUAAAAUCAUUAAGUUUUAACUAAAGUGAAUCUCUUAUGGCAUCAUGUGGGUAUUAAGAAUUUAUAAUUUGGGAGAAAGGAAUUGAAGAUAAAUGGGAAUUGAAAUUUAACUAAAGUCUUUUAAGUAUUUGUGGAUAUAAAAUUCUAUUUACUAAUGAUUAAUAAUUACUUUGGGUACCUUUAGAUAAGUAUAUUAAUGAUCUUUUAGUAUAUGAAAUGGAAAAUGGAGUCUUUAAAUUGAAUUCUAAUAAAACAAUUACUUUAAUUAGGAAUCAUGAAUGCGAAGAUAAAUCCAAUUUUCCAAUAAUACAUAAUAAAGAUAGAAGUAUAAUAUUGGUAAGACAUAAACAUGAAAUCUAUAUGAUUAAAGAGUUAAAUGAUGGUACAUUUAAAAUUAUUAAGUCUUUAAAGUGCUAAAGUGAAGAAUCUUCUGGUACUAUGACCAAUAAUGGAUAGUAUUUUGUAUUUUGGGAGAAAAAAAGUGCAAAAUAUUAAUCAUAUGAGAUAAUAUAUAAAUGA